This is a messenger RNA of Pecten maximus, 971 nucleotides long. Its product is annotated as protein mago nashi homolog 2. Gene Ontology annotation, cellular component: catalytic step 2 spliceosome; nucleus; exon-exon junction complex. The record is from RefSeq and is a predicted model, not a curated record. NCBI's taxonomy places the organism in Eukaryota, Metazoa, Mollusca, Bivalvia, Pectinida, Pectinidae. Gene Ontology annotation, biological process: RNA splicing. The coding region runs from base 36 to 482 and encodes 148 amino acids. The transcript has 5 exons.
GCCGAAAAGCUAUUAGAAAACCUGCAUCUUGCAAAAUGGCGGCGUCCUCUGAUUUCUACUUACGAUAUUAUGUUGGACAUAGAGGGAAAUUUGGCCACGAAUUCCUUGAAUUUGAAUUUAGACCUGAUGGCAAAUUGAGGUAUGCCAACAACUCAAACUACAAAAAUGACACCAUGAUCAGGAAGGAGGCAUUUGUACACAAGUCAGUAAUGGAGGAACUCAAGCGUAUCAUUGAGGACUCUGAGGUGAUCCAGGAAGAUGAUGCUGUUUGGCCAUCACCUGACCGAGUGGGCAGACAGGAGCUUGAAAUCGUAAUUGGAGAUGAACAUAUUUCUUUCACAACAUCCAAAAUUGGAUCACUUGUUGAUGUCAACCAGAGCAAAGAUCCUGAGGGCCUGAGGACAUUUUACUACCUUGUACAAGAUCUCAAAUGUUUGGUCUUCUCUCUCAUUGGACUUCACUUCAAAAUCAAACCUAUCUAAGGCAUGUGUCAGAAGGAGUGCUGGCUGCAGACUGUCGGCAGGAAUCUGUUAGCUGGCUGGGGGAAGAGAAAAACAAUGGCUGCUAUCUGGAAUCUUUAUGAUGAUAUUGCAUCAAUGACUGAUAUGUUUGUCAAGUUGUGAUGACAGGGACAUUUACCAGAAAACUUUUAAAGUCAUCAUUGAACAUUUGUUGGAGAUGAGGAUACUUCUAGUGACAGUGUUUUUAUAGGUCUACUUGAGUAUUAUUUUGAGGACCAGAGACAGCCGUCGUGUUUUUAUAGGUCUACUUGAGCGUUAUUUUGAGGACCAGAGACAGCCGUCGGGACAGGGAGGGAUUUUAUGUUCUUUUAUGUACUUCCAUUUUUGACAGCAACACAUCUAAAUUUCAUUGUUUGUAAAAUCUUACAUUUCUAAACACUGAUAAAAGUUACUCAUUUAUCAUCUGUUUGUCAUUUCAUAUGUCUUUUAGAUAAAGAAUAUAAUACAUUA